Selaginella moellendorffii is the source of this 1370-nucleotide messenger RNA. RefSeq lists its product as uncharacterized. The record is from RefSeq and is a predicted model, not a curated record. Lineage: Eukaryota; Viridiplantae; Streptophyta; Lycopodiopsida; Selaginellales; Selaginellaceae. Bases 26 to 799 code for a protein of 257 amino acids. The transcript is spliced from 3 exons.
CUGGGUAGGGUUCUAGGAGGAGAGAAUGAGAACGGCGACGAUCGCCCUCUGGCGAGCUUCCAGCUCGAUUCACAGAGGUAUGCAGCGGGCGGCGAGCGUCCCGCAAUCACAGCCGGCGGCAUUGCUCCAUUGCCGGAAGAUCAGCGAGGAGGCGCGGAAAUAUCGUGUGCCGACGCCAAUGGCGGGCUGGGCGCGCGGAUUUCCUCUUCCCAAGGGCGUCGAGCCUUCGUCCCGGGACUGGCGGAGGAAAUCUGUGAAGGUAAAGAAGAAUCGCAGAUCUUUCUGUCCCUACACGAUCAAAGCCAGGCGCGUGUACAGCAGGGUGAGAUUUGAAGCUCAGGAGAGGCGGCUCAAAAGGGCUGCCGAUCGCGAGGCUGCUGCCGCCGCUGCUGCUGCUGGAAACAAAGAUGGAGGAGAGGAUGCGCCCCGGAUGGAUCGAAGCCACAGCGAGCAGCAUUUCUCCAGUAGAGCUGCUCCGGGCUUGGAUUUCUACUCGAGGUUUGUCAAGCCCAGCGGACGUAACGAGCUUGUGCCGGCGGCAGUGGCACCACCCAACUUUCCUGCCUAUUGCAAGCCGGUGGUGAAGAAGAUCGAUUCAUGGAGAGCUCCGUGGACGCGGCCAUUCAAGAAACCCAGGCAGGAUUAUCAAGUUGGAAGGCCGAGGCCACUGCCAAAAGCCGCUGCUCGAGCCGUGAGAAGCGAUCGAGAGGUUGCGAAGGUGAAGGGCCGCGAGAAGAAACUCAAGAGGCUUGCUAGAGGAAAGAUCGUCAAUCCCAAGCAAAGGAUGGAGUACACUUGAGAGAGGUAAGAUGGUGAUGAAGAUGGAUUCAAUUGUAGUAGUUAUCGUAGUCGCAGUUAAACAAGAUCUCAUCAUCGGCAUCCACUCCGAGGCAGUCUGAGAGAUCAAUCGACGCCGGCUUUCCGCCACAAACAACAGAGAUCUCUGUUCCUUGGAUCGUGAGUGUCGAAGUCUGGCAGCUUGUUACAAAGUUGUGGCUGGCAUCCCCGCACUGGAGCUCGUUGUUCUCGUACUGCAAGAGAACCUGGAGGUGGUAGCGGUCACUAAACCAGUUGCCGUGCGCGCGGCAAGUCACGUAGAGGUAAUCUUCGCUGCUGUCGUAGUGGAUAUCCCGGCACUCGGUACUGUUGAAAGUUUUGACAUCGCAGUUCUGCAAGCCACAGAGACGAGACAAGACGUCAAGAAGUGAUGCGGUGAUUAUCAAGCAUCAAACUUACAGCGCUAACUUGUUGGAGCACAGCUGCUGUCACGACGAAGGCCAGGAUCGAAGUUUUCAAGGAGCCCAAGAACAAAGCCAUCCUCUCGAGCUCGAAAGGAAGACUGUGCGUUAUAAAAGAAUGCUAGAAACUCC